AUGGGCGAGCGAGAGCGGUUGAAAGAGUUGCUCAGAGGGAAGCUGGUGGAGUGCGGGUGGAAGGAUCAACUCAAAGCGCACUGCAAAGAUGUCAUCAGAGAAAAGGGACUGGAACAUGUCACAGUGGAGGAUUUGGUAACAGAAGUCACACCAAAAGGCAGAGCGCUGGUUCCCGACAGUGUGAAGAAAGAGCUCCUACAGAGAAUCAGAGCGGUGGGGCCUCUGGGUGGGUGGUGUCUCUGGGUGGGUGGUGUCUCUGGGUGGGUGGUGUCUCUGGGUGGGUGGUGUCUCUGGGUGGGUGGUGCCUCUGGGUGGGUGGUGUCUCUGGGUGGGUGGGGCCUCUGGGUGGGUGGUGUCUCUGGGUGGGUGGUGCCUCUGGGUGGGUGGUGCCUCUGGGUGGGUGGUGUCUCUGGGUGGGUGGUGUCUCUGGGUGGGUGGUGUCUCUGGGUGGGUGGUGCCUCAGUCUCCUCCUCUCAGCUCCGGUCCAUAUACAGGUGCAGAAGCACCUUUGAGACAGAAGAGACUGAGCUCGACUCCCUUCAACAGAAAGUGUUUGAAGUCACUCCGUCGUACGGGAGCCGAGGGGGGGCCACGAGGGUCACCAUCCAUGGAGAAGGAUUUGCUCAGGAAUCCCAGUUUCAGCUGAAUCCAGCCAACAGUGACUUUGGGAACACCGUAAAACUGGUGUCGAACACGAGAGAGUACACCUGCGACGUGGAGAGAGACUCCACUCACGGAGACCAGAUCCAGUGUUACACCAGAGAGAUGCCGUACGGAGACUACUACGUCAAAGUCCUUGUGGACGGAGCGGUCAUUCCCAACAGAGACAUGUGCGGAGGACAGUGGUACACGUUCCCCUGUGUUUACCAGACAAACGGGCGUCACACUCCCAACAUACAAUUCAUCUACACACUCAGCAGUUUGCCUGGGGAAGUGGUGACGGCCCGAGCGGUGAUGUUCACUGACGCUUAUGGAAACAGCGACAAGAAAAACUCCAACACAAACAUCGACGCCAGAUUUCUGAGAGUCUACAUGGGUGGAAUGGUGUGUGAGCUUCUCAAACCAAACUCAGACGAACUGUAUGGGCUGAAGCUCGACCAUGAGAACUCAUGGAACGGCCACGUGAGCUGCAGAAUGACCGGAACAUUCAUCGGACACCACAACAUGAGCUUCAUUUUGGACGGAGGCUACGGAAGGAGCGUCCCGGACAGAUCGGCGCUGCAUGUUUCCGCCGCUAACAAGUUGGCGAUGUUCCAGACGUUUGCAGAGGUUACCGCGGUGACGCCGUCUGAAGGCAGCGUCCGAGGAGGCACCACCGUCACCAUCCACGGGCGCCACCUCGCCGACGCCACCAGCCACCCCCCCAAGGUCCUGAUCGGAGGUCUCCCGUGUCACAUCGAGGACGUUGCUGACGACAGGAUUCUGUGUAAAACUUCUGAAUAUCGACCGAAUGAAUUUGCAGAAAAUGGAGUCGGAGGCAGAGGUCUGCAGAUGCAGGUGUGGAAUAAGACGCGGCCCGGCUCCCUGAAGGACAUAUGGUCCUAUCACAGUAACACCAGUGGAUACUGGCAGCAGUGGGUCGACUCCACACCAUAUCGGUUCCAAACCGAGACGUUCUCGACUCGGACCAGAGGGUUCCUGGUUCCUCCACACACGGGGAAGUUCAUCCUGCACCUGCAGUGUGACGACCGCUGUGAGCUGUACAUGAGCAACUCCAGCCAACCACAGCACAUGGUAAGGUACUACAUUGAAAUGCUGCAGCAGGAUUAUGGAGGCGCCGCAGGCCUCACUCUGGCCAUGUUCACCAAUAAAAGCUCGUACACUAACACCCAGACGGCACACGCCAAACAGGAAGUCCAGACCAUUGUGGCCCAGUACCAGGUCCAAGACGAGACUCAGGAAAUCAGGUUUUCAUCUUGGAGCAGUAGAGCGUCUGUCCAAGAGGUGCAGAGGGUCUCUCUCAGUGGAGAAACCUACCUGUUCUUCAGCCUGGGCUACGGACCUGCGCAGACCGCUCCUCUCUCUGUGGGGGCCUCGGCGUCUCUAGUGAAGGCGGCGCUCAACGAUCUGUGGUCGAUUAAACCCGAUAAAGUGGACGUGUCUAAAAGCGAAGACGACGAAGGGACACACUUCACUGUGACUUUCAUCUCUGACCGCGGUGACUUUGCUCCUCUGACCUUCAACACCUUUGGGUCUGACCUGAACAUCAGUGUGGGGGAGGUGACCAAAGGAGAGAGCGACAGGAAGACUUUCACUCUCUCCUUGGAGGGAGUCUGCACCGAACCCAUCGCCUACAACGCCACAGAGGAAGAGGUGCAGGCGGCGCUGCAGGAGAUGCUGACGGCUCAGUGUCCGACUGACAUCGCUCCGUUUGAAGAUUCCAACGUGAAGUAUUUUCAAGACUUUGAAGAUGAAGACAACUCUCAAUUUGAAGGAACACCGGUGAAGAACGUGGCUUUCUGUGGUUCAUGGUCCAUGAAGAACUCCAAAACUAUUUUCAAAUCUUCUUACACUAAAUCGUCUGGGGAUCAAUACGGCCCUGUGUUACUGGACUCAUUCCCCUCGCUGUGUUUCGCCUACAAAGGGGCGCUGAAUGAUGAUGUCACAGUCGUGUUCAUUUACACCAGAGCAGAGGGAGGCACCAACUCAAGAACAGCCACCAUCGCUAAAACCUUUGAGGACGCUCCGGAAUGGAGAUACACGUGCAUGGACCUGCUCACUCCACUGCAAGGAGAGUACGCAGGACGACAAUACACUCUGAACAAACUCACUCUGAACUCUAACUCCGACUUCUUCAUCGAUGUUGUUCGCUUUGCAAAGUCUCCGAGCGCAUACGACUUCAACGCCGUUCUGUUGAAGAGGAAGCCGCCGCCCUUCGAGAGCUCUGGACGAUCCUUUGAGUCGGUCUCCGUCACCAAAGACAAUGAAACUAUGACGUACCACAUCGUUCUCAGGCCUGAAGACUGCGCCUCUGGAUUCCCCAUGAUCAAGGUGGACUUCAUGGAGAUUGUAAACCGCGGUGAGGACCAGGUGGAGUUUGGUGAAACAGGAGAGAACUGCACCGUGUCUCGCCGCCUCAGGGCCACGCCGCCGCUCCACGGUACCUUUGACCUGGAGAUUUACGGAGAACGCAUCGAAGGUCUGUCUGUGAACAUCUCGGAGGAGGAUCUAAAGUUUGCUCUGGAGGCGGUUCCUUCGUUUGGAACCGUCAAAGUCUCGUAUCAAGGAACGUGUCGCGAACCCAAGUGGAGAGUGGAGUGGGGGUCGAGACCCGGGAACCAGCCCCCGAUACACAUCGACAGCUCAAACGUCAUUGGCCCCGGCGUGAACAUGUUUUCCAAAGAGACUGUAGAAGGAGGGAUCUUAUUGGACAAACUAACGGGAGAUUACUUCCGUGUGAAGGAAACCAAACCACAGGCCCAAGUUUACAUCAACAACAUCAUCUCCAGGUGCUACGGGGACUGCAGCUUCAUGUGGAGCGCGGACAAGACGCCUGUGGUCACAGCAGUCAGUCCAUCUGAAGGGUCUGACGGUCUGAACACUCUCCUGACCGUGACGGGGACUGGGUUUGCGGAUGAGAAGGCGACCGUGAUGGUUGGAGCGGUGCAGUGCAACGUGACGACCACGACAGCCUCCUCGCAGGUCUGCCGUCUGGGCCGCUCCGUCGCCGGAACGUUCCCAGUGUCCGUGACGUUCCCGUCUCUCGGAAACUCAAAGUUCUCCGGAGACAGCGUCCUCUACUUCACCUACAAACUCAUCGUCUCGUCCUUCUCCCCGACGUCUGGAAGUCUGGCCGGAGGAUCCGUGAUUACAGUAAAAGGUUUUGGAUUUGGUUUGAACGCUUCGGUAAACGUUGGGAACAGGUCCUGUGCAGUCGUCGAUGCCUCUGAGACUGAACUGAGAUGCACGACGCCGCCUGGAGCGGCCGGUGCUGCAGCCGUGACUGUGACGGUGGGAAACCUCUCAGAGACGGCAUCAGACUCUUUCUCCUACGACAGCGAUCAGACGCCUCAGAUCUCCUCCAUCAGUCCCACCACCACCUCCGUCAACGGACGCAGAGUUCUGAGGAUCGAAGGGUCCAGUCUGGGGCCACAGCACAGGGACAGUGUAGUGACGGUGGGGGCAGAAGUGUGUGUUGUGUUGCAGUGGACACACACUAACAUCAGCUGCCUCCUGCCAGUGCUGCCCCCGGGGCCUCACCACAUCCACACCAACGUCCAGGGCUACGGACAUGCACAGCUCAGACUGAUCCUGGACCACAUCAGACUGAUCCUGGACCACAUCAGACUGAUCCUGGACCACAUCAGACUGAUCCUGGACCUGGACCGCAUCAGACUGAUCCUGGACCACAUCAGACUGAUCCUGGACCACAUCAGACUGAUCCUGGACCACAUCAGACUGAUCCUGGACCUGGACCACAUCAGACUGAUCCUGGACCACAUCAGACUGAUCCUAGACCUGGACCACAUCAGACUGAUCCUGGACCACAUCAGACUGAUCCUGGACCUGGACCACAUCAUACUGAUCCUGGAUCUGGACCACAUCAGACUGAUCCUGGGCCACAUCAGACUGAUCCUGGACCACAUUAGACUGAUCCUGGACCACAUCAGACUGAUCCUGGACCACAUCAGACUGAUCCUGGACCACAUCAGACUGAUCCUGGACCACAUCAGACUGAUCCUGGACCACAUCAGACUGAUCCUGGACCACAUCAGACUGAUCCUGGACCACAUCAGACUGAUCCUGGACCACAUUAGACUGAUCCUGGACCACAUCAGACUGAUCCUGGACCACAUCAGACUGAUCCUGGACCACAUUAGACUGAUCCUGCACCACAUCAGACCGAUCCUGGACCACAUCUGA
Messenger RNA from Knipowitschia caucasica, 4863 nucleotides. The record is from the annotation of a GenBank genome assembly. Lineage: Eukaryota; Metazoa; Chordata; Actinopteri; Gobiiformes; Gobiidae.